Molecule: messenger RNA, 540 nt
Organism: Brugia pahangi
Lineage: Eukaryota; Metazoa; Nematoda; Chromadorea; Rhabditida; Onchocercidae
Source: the annotation of a GenBank genome assembly
AUGCUCGAGAACAAGAAGCAAGAAAUAGAAAAAAAGUUAGCAAAGGAAAAAGAAAGGCAACAUGGAAAGCAACAAAUGCGGAACUUUCGGCAAACCAAAGGAAAUGAUGAACUUACUUCUACGGUGAAUACUGAGGUUAGGACAAGUAUGGAAGAAGAAACUGAGAAUGUAAACGAACAAAGCAACUGUGAUACAACUGCUGAUCAGGGCGAUACGACUAGGAUAAUUAAAAAUUAUAAACGAACAUUAAUGGAAGCAAGUGUUGUGCAGAAAUCGGAGAAACAAGAAAUCGAAAAUCGUGACAUGCUAACAGGAAAGAAUGGAAAGACAACCAGUGAAAGAGAGGAAAAUCGACAAUCAGUGAAAGAGGGAAAGAAAAAAAAAACUUUAGAGCGUAAAUUCAAGAGACAAGAUAACGUAACGUAUAAUUUUACGAAAUUUGUUGAAGAUGAUAAGCUUAAGAUUUCAUUUGAUAUAAACUCAGAAACUCAUAUUGUAGAAUAUUCCUACUCAUCAAAUACUUGUCGUUUCAAUAUCUAA